CAUGGGGAAGCAGAACAGCAAGCUGACUCCGGAGGUGAUGGAGGACCUGGUGAAGAACACGGAGUUCAACGAGCACGAGCUGAAGCAGUGGUACAAAGGCUUCCUGAAGGACUGUCCCACCGGCCGGCUGAACCUCGACGAGUUCCAGCAGCUCUACGUCAAGUUCUUCCCGUACGGCGACGCCUCAAAGUUCGCCCAGCACGCCUUCAGGACCUUCGAUAAGAACGGAGACGGGACCAUCGACUUCAGAGAGUUCAUCUGCGCUCUGUCCAUCACGUCCCGCGGCAGCUUCGAGCAGAAACUCAACUGGGCCUUCAACAUGUACGACCUGGACGGAGACGGCAAGAUCACCCGGGUGGAGAUGCUGGAGAUCAUCGAGGCAAUCUACAAGAUGGUGGGCACGGUGAUCAUGAUGAAGAUGAACGAGGACGGCCUGACACCGCAGCAGAGGGUGGACAAGAUCUUCGGAAAGAUGGAUAAAAACAACGACGACCAGAUCUCGUUGGACGAGUUCAAGGAGGCGGCGAAGAGCGACCCGUCCAUCGUUCUUCUGCUGCAGUGUGACAUGCAGAAGUGAGACCUCCAUCUUCACCCAUUCACACUCUUCUCCUUCCCCUCCCUCUGUAAACACACUCUCUGGACUGCAGCACAUGUUUUAAUGUCUUUAGGUUCUCUGCCAUCCCCACAGGAAAACAUACAAAAAACAAUGCUUGGACUACUUUUCAAUGGACUCGCUUCUUGUGGUUGUAUGCAUGAGAAUGUCAAAGCUGAAUCAUUUUGAAUAUAGCUAUAAAGAUAUCAUACGUUUCUAUCUCCAAACCCGUGAUUUGUGCACAGUAAAACCCCUCAAACAUGUAGCUUGUAAAUGAGUGGAGCACUGCGUGAUGUUCCUGCAGUGUUUAGGAAAACCCCAGUGUUCACCGCUGCUGCCGCUGUACGCUUUACAUUAUACUAACUAAACAAUAACUCCUAUGAUAAUUGUAACUGUCUCUACUAUCCAGACGUGGAGAAUAGAGAGGCUGUUUUCACACGGUGGAACCAGGAAGAGUAGGUUCUUUGCAUGCAUAUAAUAUGUGUCAGAAAAAUAUGAAUCUCUUACCUUUUGCAUCUUUAGGUGGUUAUAAAAGAGAAACCCUAUGGAUUCAUUUAGUAUUGUUGCAUGGGAUGUACAGUAUGUGACCAUCACAGCGUUUGUUCACCUCCAGUAACGUGGGAGCACGCUUUCUCCAUCCGGAAACACCUGUACGUGUUCAGUUUACGGAAGGAUUGCAGAUGUGGGUUAAGAGUUUCACAUUAAAACACACACACAGAGGGAUUACUGAGCGGGGUCUCCCGGGCACAGAAAGCAGGGGCAACUCUCAAAUAUGACCUCAAACAGACGGAAAUCGACCACAAAGAGACAUUAACAGAAACAAUUGACUGCUUACAGAUGUGAAGUGACUACAAAAAGAGUAAAACGACAAGAAAGAGACACAAAUCAACUAAAAAGAGACAUACAAUUAUUACAACCAUACAACGAAUGACAACAAAGGGACAAAGCUACUGCAAGCAGAUGCAAAAUGACCAGAAAAGCGACUCAACUAGAAAGUGACACAAACGACUGCAAAGAGACGUAAAACAACUACAGCAAAACCAAAAUGACUUGAAAAAUAAACUAAAUUAUUGCAAAGAUAAUAUGAAUGACUACAAAUAGACAAAGCUACUAAAAGAGAUUCACAAGAUGACUUCAAAGAGAGACCCACAGACUACAAAGAGAGACCCA
This is a messenger RNA of Notothenia coriiceps (black rockcod), 1762 nucleotides long. RefSeq names its product visinin-like protein 1. NCBI's taxonomy places the organism in Eukaryota, Metazoa, Chordata, Actinopteri, Perciformes, Nototheniidae. Bases 2 to 577 code for a protein of 191 amino acids. Gene Ontology annotation, molecular function: calcium ion binding. The transcript has 3 exons. The record is from RefSeq and is a predicted model, not a curated record.